AUGGAGUUUUAUGAGUCCACCUACUUUAUCAUCCUCGUUCCUUCUGUGGUUAUUACAGUCAUCUUCCUCUUCUUCUGGCUUUUCAUGAAAGAAACUUUAUAUGAUGAAGUCCUUGCAAAACAGAAAAGGGACCUAAAGUUUCCACCUACCAAGACUGAUAAAAAGAAAACGGAGAAGAAGAAGAACAAGAAGAAAGAAGCUCAGAACGGGAACAUCCAUGAGUCUGAUUCUGAAAGUACACCUCGGGACUUUAAGCUUUCUGAUGCCCUGAGUACAGAUGAAGAGCAUGUCGCUCCUGUUCCCUUGAGCGUGACUGAAGCGUCUACCGGCGUUAGAGAACGGAAGAAGAAGGAGAAGAAGCAUAAGGCCGUUCAAGAUGAUCAUGUAACCAAGGAGUCAGAAGGAUCCAAGUCUUCAGGCAAGAAAGUAGAACCAGUCCCUGUUACAAAACAGCCCACUCCACCAUCUGAAUCAACAACAUCUAAGAAGAAGUCUGGGCAGAAGAAGCAGAAAAAUGGAAUGGAUGAUCAAGAUACUAAGACUGAUUCUGUUGCAUCUCCUGCCAAAAAGCAUGACCCAGUGCUGCUCCACCAGGAAAUAAAGCAAGAAAAUGUAUCGGGAAAGAAAAAAGUCUCUGCGAAGAAGCAGAAAGUUGAUAAUGUUUUGGUGGAUGAACCCCUUAUACAAGCAACUACUUAUAUUCCUUUGAUGGAUAAUGCUGAUGCAGGCACUUUGGAAAAGCGAGAAGUGGUUGAAGUAGCAAAACAAAACAUGCAUGAGGGGAUCCAGAAGAGCAGUGGCAAGAAACCGAAGAAUGGAACGGAUAAAGAGAAUGCUGAAGUAAAAUUUAAAGACUUUGUAAUGGCCAUGAAGAAUAUGAUCUUCACUGAAGACGAGGCCCGUUGCAUAGUGGACGUGUUAAAAGAAAAAUCCAGCGCAAUUCAUGAUGUCUUGCAAAAGGCUAGCAAGGCUGAGUCGGCUGCAGCUGCACAUCAGCUACAAGACAAAGAGAAAAUGCUCGCUGCGAUGAAGGAGGAGGCAGCCGUGGCAAAGGAGCAGUGCAAGCAGCUGACCCAGGAGCUGGUUGCAGAGAAGGAGAGGAACGGCUUGCUCACAGCGAAGAUGCGAGAGCGCAUCAACGCGCUGGAAAAGGAGCACGGCACUUUUCAGAGUAAAAUACACGUUAGCUACCAGGAAUCGCAGCAGAUGAAGAUAAAG
Molecule: messenger RNA, 1218 nt
Organism: Leptosomus discolor (cuckoo roller)
Lineage: Eukaryota; Metazoa; Chordata; Aves; Leptosomiformes; Leptosomidae
Source: RefSeq, a predicted model, not a curated record